Messenger RNA from Hyaloperonospora brassicae, 396 nucleotides. NCBI's taxonomy places the organism in Eukaryota, Oomycota, Peronosporomycetes, Peronosporales, Peronosporaceae. The record is from the annotation of a GenBank genome assembly.
AUGGGCGAGCUUCAUCUGCAGAUCUACGUGGAGCGUAUGAAGCGUGCAUACAGCGUGGACGUGGAGACUGGCGCGCCGCAAGUGAACUACCGCGAGACGAUUCGCCAGCGCAGCGAGUUCGACUACUUCCAUAAGAAGCAAACUGGCGGGUCACACUCGGUAGAUUCCAGCGAGCUUGCUUUCCGCACAGCUACGAUGCUAGCUAUUCGCCAAGCGUUUAUGAAGGCCAACCCGUGCAUCGUCGAGCCCGUCAUGGCGGUGGAGGUGGAAAUGCCCAACGAGUUUCAAGGGCGAGUUCGCGAUGGAGUACACAAGACACAUGGCAUUGUCGAGCGUGACAUGCAGGAGAAGCUGAUGAACGAGCACGAAAAGGCGCAAGCGGCUAAGAACAAGUAG